GACUUCGGGGUGAGGUGGUUAGAAAUCGUCAGCUAGGGAAGGGUAAGUGAACCCAUACACUGCACAUGCUCUGAGAAAUAUAUCUGUGCAAUUAAGAAUUUCUUACAAAACUACUUCACAUCCCUGAUUAUAUACGCGUUGUGGAAACCAGAAGGCAGUUAACCGUGCAGAGAGGAAACGGCUUGCACUGAACAGUCAUAAAUGGCCGAUGCAGUGGUUUCUAUUGUUGCAGAAAGGCUUGGAGAGCUGUUAAUUUCUGAAGCCACAUUGCUACGUGGAGUGAGUGACGAAAUUAAAAAAGUCGAGCGCGAGCUGGAAAGAAUGCAAUGUUUUCUAGAAGAAGCUGAUAUUAUACAAAAUCGAGACAAAAGAGUACGAAAAUGGGUGGCAGAAAUAAAAGAGCUUGCUUUUAAAAUAGAAGAUGUUAUUGAGACUUUCGCAAUGGAUGUCGCAAACAAGCAGCCAAGAUCGUGCUUGAUGCAGAUGUUAAAAAAAGUUGCUUGCUUUUUGUGUGAAUUGAAGAGUCGUCAUGAUAUUGCUACUGAGAUCAAUGAUAUAAAGGAUAAGCUCGUUGAACUUACUGCAUGUCUACAAAGAUAUGGUAUUACAAAAGGUUUAGAAGAAGGGACAACCUCGAAUUCACUUGUCAAUCUCAGGAGCCGUAGGAUUUUCUAUUCUCAUGAUGUCGAUAAAGACUUUACUGGGAUGAAAGAGGAUAUAGACAAAUUGAUCCCUCAAUUGAUGGAAGCUGAUAAUGAUUGUGAAGUUAUUUCAAUUUGCGGAAUGGGAGGUCAAGGAAAAACUACUCUUGCUAAAAGACUUUACAAUCAUGCAACAAUUAGAGCUCAUUUCAAAGCUUUUGCUUGGGUUUGUAUCACUCAACAAUUUGAUAGACAAAAAGUUUUCAGGAGAGUUUUAAAAGAACUUGGUAACAAAGAAGUUUCAGAGAAGAUGACUGUUGAAGAACUGGUGGGAGAACUCUACAAACUUCAAAAAGAAACAAAUUGUCUGGUAGUUAUUGAUGAUAUCUGGACAGUUGAUUCCUGGAAAAUCCUAAAGCCCGCAUUUCCGAUUGGGGAGACUUCUAGCGGUAGCAAAAUUCUACUCACAACUCGUUAUCAGAAUGUGGCUAAUACAGGUCAGAUGCAUAAAGUGAUCGGAUUGACAGCAGAUGAGGGUUGGGAACUUCUUUCGAAGAAAGCAGGAAUACAUAACCUUCCAGAAGAAAUGGAUGCCUUGAAAAGCAUAGGAAUGAACAUGGUUAAAAGAUGCAAACUUUUACCACUGGCAAUUUCGUCACUAGGAGGAAUUCUUAAAGGCAAAUCGUUAAGAGAGUGGGAGAAAAUAAACAAAGAUAUUUCUUUCUACUUGGCUAAAGGUGAAAGAGUAGCUAAUGAUGAUGAAUACUACAAUGUGAGACAGGUUUUGGGAUUGAGUUAUGAUAGCUUACCUCCUGUUUUGAGGUAUUGUUUUCUUUGUUUCGCCAAUUAUGAGGAGGAUGAAGUAAUAAGCACCGAAGAUUUGUACAUGUACUGGAUGGCAGAAGGUCUAAUCUCAGUAGACGAUAAAGCAAAAGGCGACAUGAUGUUGGAUGUAGCGGAACGCUAUCUGGAUGAAUUAGCACACAGAAGUCUUGUUCAAGUUGAAACAAGGGAAUUCGAAGGAGAGUACUGGUCAAAGUAUAAAACUUGCCGUAUUCAUGAUCUUAUUCGAGACUUGUGCUUGUCUAAAGUAGAGGAGGAAAAGGUCAUUAAUGCUAUUCAUUUUCCGAAAAAAACUGAGGAUGAGAGCCAAGCAAGUAUUGAACCCGCGUUGUGUAUUCGUCCCCCCGGUGACAAGAAUGUAUUCCGACCAAGCAUUGUGCGCAGAUUGUACAUUCGUUCUUACUAUAAUGUGAAUACAUCAAUGAUAAAACCUUACGAUCAACAUGUGAUUUCACAUAUCCGAUCUCUCUUGAUAUGGAAAGGUUACAUAUAUGGAAUUCCAGGAGUGUGGCCAGAAGACAUCCUUUGUCUGAAGAAAUUCAAGCUGCUUAGAGUAUUGGUAGUGAAUGGUUACGAGUUUAAAGAAGCAAAUCAGAAGCAAAUCAGAAGCAUAUCUAAGCUAGUCUACCUAAAGUAUCUGAGUUUACGUCAUUGUUCUUUGAAAGAGUUGCCAUCGACGAUAGGUAACCUUAGAAAUCUGGAAACCCUUGAUCUGAGGCUGGACGCGGACGAAGCUAGAAUUCCCGAUGUGCUUUGGAGACUGACCAAGUUAAAGCACUUGUACCUUCCAGCUUAUAAACUUUCACCAGAAACAAAAUUAAAAAAGUUGAAACUAAAAGGGUUGAAUGAGUUGGAAUUUAUAAGGAAUUACAACUCAGACUACUGUGAUGCAUCUGAUCUCCCUGCAUUAGCAUCACUCAAAGUGUUUGAUGGAAAAUUCAUUGUAAAUGACAAGUUCACGAUGGAAACUGUUGAUUUCACCCGGUCCAAGCAAAUGCGGCACACAACUCUCCAUAUUGAAGGCGAAGGAGAAUCUUCUUUGGCAUUAUUGUUACAAUGUCAGUUCAUUGAUGAUUUAACAGUAAAAAUGACAUGUAUAAUUCCAGAGGCGUAUGACCACACUCGCACUCAUUUAUCUGAGCGUCUCACCAAACUAUGCAUGUAUGAAUGUGAUAUGGAGAAGGACCCAAUGACACUACUGCAGAAGCUUCCCAACCUACGCCAUCUCUCUUUGGGAUAUAGAGCGUACUGGGGAAAAGAAAUGGUGUGUUCGAGUAUGGGUUUCCCUAAACUUCAAGGAUUAAAGUUAAUGUAUCUUAUUAACUUAGAAACGUGGAGGGUGGAUGAAGGAGCCAUGCCUAAUCUCUCUUCCUUGGAGGUUUCCGGCUGCCAAAAAUUAAAGAUGCUUCCCGAAGGGUUGAGCCACCUUAAAGCCUUAAAAUCCCUCAAGAUGUCGUCGAUGCUUAAAAGCUUCACAGACAGGAUCAAGGAAGUAGAUGGUGCCCGAGGACAAGAUAUGGACAAAGUUAGUCAUAUUCCUAAUAUUAUUAUUACCAUCUGAAGGUGUCAAGUUUAUUUAUUUGCCUGUGUUUAAGGAUAAUAAUGUUUGUUUUGGUUUGUAUAAACAAGUUAUAUACUCUGUAAGUUUAUAAUUUGCGAAUGAAUUUUCUGAAUUUAUUUUCA
This is a messenger RNA of Daucus carota subsp. sativus, 3167 nucleotides long. RefSeq names its product putative disease resistance protein At1g50180. The transcript is spliced from 3 exons. NCBI's taxonomy places the organism in Eukaryota, Viridiplantae, Streptophyta, Magnoliopsida, Apiales, Apiaceae. Gene Ontology annotation, molecular function: ADP binding. The record is from RefSeq and is a predicted model, not a curated record. The coding region runs from base 202 to 3045 and encodes 947 amino acids. Gene Ontology annotation, biological process: defense response to other organism.